Cooperia oncophora is the source of this 2157-nucleotide messenger RNA. The record is from the annotation of a GenBank genome assembly. Lineage: Eukaryota; Metazoa; Nematoda; Chromadorea; Rhabditida; Trichostrongylidae.
AUGGCGAGGAUCACCCGUAGAAAAGCGAACACCCCUGAUGUUGGAGAAAGUAUCCCUUUACCUACUAGGCACGGAGUAAGUCAGGAGUGCACGAUGGUUAAUGAAGACUUUGACAAACUCUCUGUAAGUGAGCUUUUGAGUAGUAUCAUUGAGACUAAUAAGGAUCCCAUCAUUGGCAAGAUGCUCAUGGCCCUCUCUGAUAAAAUUUCAAAUAGUUUUUCUGAUUACUUUGAGCGGGAAAAACGUUCACGAAGCAUUGUAAUUGCCGGGGUGGAGGAAAGCAAAAGGGAUCUAGCUCCGUCGGCAAGGCAAAAUGAACUGGAAACCACGGUUGCGCGCAUUUUGGACGCCUUAGACGUGGAAUGUAGGCCUUGCGAAGUUUUCCGUAUGGGGAAGCUGGACCCCAUGAAACCUAGGUUAGUGAAGGUUGUGCUCCCGACGGUCACUCACUGGCGGAGAGCAUUGGGCAAUGCCAAGUGUCUUCGUCAGUCAGGAAAGAGCAUGACCCUUGAAGAGAGAAAGCAAGAUUUCGAACUCAGGAGGUUAGCUAGAGAAAAGAAUGGAGGCAGUAGCAGUCGGGACUGGGUAGUCUUCCGCGGUCAAGUCAAACACGUCUCGGAAUUACCCAGAAGGAACUCGCCCAUAGUGGAUGGUGUUAGAGUCCUUCCCCCCCUUGCCACGUCUGAUCACUCUAUGCUUUCAUUUUCGGUGGAUGCUUCCCUCCCUCCCUCGCACGUGCCUCUACCCAAACCUGACUUUCUCCGGACGGAUUACACAGCCUUAGGUCGCAGCCUUAGUGAAGUUGAUUGGGUACGGGUUUUUGAUGGCUAUACCUCUGCAUCUGAUUUAUAUCGCAGGUUCUGCUUCGUUGUUUACAGGAGCUUAUUUUCAACUGUUCCUUUCCGUUAUCCACGAACAUCCUGGAACACACGUCUGAGUGAUGUUCAUCAAAUCCACUAUGCAAUCGACUCUAUAAAAAAGGAGGGGCAAUUAGCAUCUCGGUCAUUGAAGCAUCUUUUUCUCUAUGUCAAUAACAAGAUCAAGUCUAAUUCACGCUUGCCGUCUAUUGUUGAUGGAAAUGGUUGCUUUUGCCACAGUGAUGGUAGUAAAGCGGUCGCUUUGGGUGAUUAUUUUGCUACCUCCUUCUCAAGUCAGAGUAGUUCUUAUACAGGGCUACACUGCAGUGAGCUUGAUUUCCAUUACACAUGUGAUAACAUCUAUUUUCAUCCUUCCGAUGUUUAUGAGCUGCUCAAACACCUCAAACCCUCGACUUCUGAACCCUAUGAUGGAAUCCCACCAAUUGUCUUCCGUAAGUGCGCCUCAUCGUUAUCUGGACCUUUGGCGCACAUUUUCAACGUAUCCUUCAUGAUGGCUGAGGUUCCUGAGCUUUGGAAAGAAGCAUUGGUCACCGCUAUUCCAAAGGUCUUGCACGCUCAGUCUGUCGGUGAUUUCAGACCUAUUAGUCUCACUUCUACACCAGCCAAAGUAAUGGAGAAGAUUAUACGAGGAAAACUGUUGUCCUGGUGUCGCAGAUUCAGAAUCAUUCCACCGGAACAACAUGGGUUCCUUCCCGGGGCUAGUACGACAACCAACCUUGUCGAGAGUGUAUUUGACUGGUGUCUAGCCUUGAAUCAAGAGUCAAUCACCAGAAGUUACUACGAAUUCUUGAUAGGCUUGGGAUACGUGGCGGUCUGUGGAGGUGGUUGGAGUCUUACUUAUGUUCCCUCAGGGUUGGCUCGGGUUUCUCCAAUAGGCACCUCUGCACCAGUGGUGUGCCACAGGGCGGGAGUCCUCUCCCCGCUUUUAUUCCUUUUGUACACUAUUGAGCUGCCCAAGGUCGUCAAUACCUCAGUAAAUGUUAAAGUGCAGGUCUAUGCUGAUGAUGUUAAGCUGUAUGGUAUCUAUGAUGACAAAAAUCGUGAUGAUGUUUGUGCAGCUCUUAAGCAAUCUGUUGAGAAGCUCAACCACUGGGCGGCAAGUCUCGAUCUGGCAGUGAAUUUAAAUAAGUGUUGUGUGCUCCAUAUUGGUAGUGGAGCCGCUAUGACAUAUGAAGCACUUCCUAGCAACGUAAUGAAGUCUGAAAGUAGUAGAAUUUUCAAGUCUAAGCUUAAAGAAAUCGAUUUGGUCCGUGUAUUAGGAGUGGACGUUCAUCAAUAA